UUUUAUGUACAUACAUAUAUCAUGGCAUUUCCGGUCUUCUGGCUUUCCUGUAGGCAUGAUUCCAUUCCAUCAUUCUUCUUUGUUUCCAGGGGAAGUGGCAAUUCGGUACAAUAAAUAAAUAAAUUUAUUUAUUUGUAUGUGUGUGUGUGUCUCUGUCAUCAUCUGCCAUGCACUUUACUCGCAACCAGUUAUGUUGGAAAGGGAAUAAAGAGGGUAGGAGCUGGCUUUGUUUUUGUCAUUUUCCCUGUCCUCUUAAAAUGAUUCAACCUAGUUAGUUGUUUUUUUUUCCUACCAACUCUUCCACUCGUAUUUUUUAUCAUGUGUUAUGGUGAAUUACUUUUUCUUUAAUCUGUUAACAAUGGAGAGAUCGAGUCUUUUUCAGAAGGAUUAAUUAAUUAAUAGUAGGAAUGCUAUAUCUACAUGUUCUGCUUUUAGUGAAGCACAAGGAGUGAAGAAAUGUAGCCCACAGGACUCUGCAGUACAGCCCCAAUAUGCCUUUUCCUCUUUUCCUUUUGUUUUGCUGAGAAGGGGGAAGAGAACACACACAAUCAUUAUAGAUGGGGUUUGGUAAAGUUAGUUCAAGACUAGCCAGCUCAGAUUUCUGGAGAAAUAUAGUAUUAUUAUGAAAUGAAUGCGUGUGGGUGUGAAGUGUCCUUUUUCUGACUGUCUGCUAAUGAAUAGAUAUUUUAGUGCGUAUGCAGCAUCAUCUAGGGUAACGUUUGGUUCUGUUCCAGAAUAAUAUUUGUUAUGUUUAGCCUUUACUUAUCUUACUUGCCACUAAUAUUAAGCAUGUGGAUGUGAUUCGAAGAUUUCCUUGCCCUUUCACACCUUGACUAGUAUCCUUGAAAUUUUGACUGUUUUCUGCUUUUUUAUGUUAUCUCUCCAAGGAAAAGAAAAGUGGUUUUUCUAUCUCGGCUUUGGUUGCCAUUCUUAGGGGUCUCAUACGCGUACAUGGGUGCAUGAUAUGGAGAUAAUGGAAUCUACAAGGCCUUCAUGUUUGGGAACCCGAGUGUAUUCGUAACAACACCUGAAGCAUGCAGAAGAGUAUUAAGUAACGAUGAUGCAUUUAAGCCUGGAUGGCCAAUUUCCACACUGAAGCUUAUCGGAAGGAAAUCCUUCAUUGAUAUUUCUGAUGAAGAGCACAAGCGCCUUCGCCGCCUGACGUCCGCUCCUGUCAAUGGUCAUGAAGCGUUGUCCGUUUACAUUCCAUAUAUAGAAGAAAAUGUGAUAGCUAUGUUGGAAAAAUGGACCACAAUGGGGAAGAUCGAGUUCUUGACUCAAGUGAGAAAACUUACCUUCAAAAUAAUCAUGUAUAUAUUUCUUAGCUCUGAGAGUGAGGUGGUCAUGGAGGCUUUGGAGAAGGAUUACACCACUCUUAAUUAUGCAGUCAGAGCCAUGGCGAUCAAUCUUCCUGGAUUCGCUUACUAUAAAGCAUUGAAGGCCCGCAAAAGACUUGUCGAUAUAUUCCAAUCUAUAGUGGAUGAGCGUAGAAAUUUAAGGAAGAACGGUGCUCUUAACGCAAAGAAGAAAGACAUGAUGGACUCUCUGUUGGGUGUUGAAGAUGAAAAUGGUAGGAAAUUGACUGAUGAAGAAAUCAUAGAUGUAAUUUUGAUGUACUUGAAUGCAGGCCAUGAAUCCUCUGGCCAUAUCACAACAUGGGCUACUAUUUUUCUCCAGGAACAUCCAGAAUUUCUCCAAAAAGCUAAGGAAGAGCAAGAACAGAUUGUAAAAAAGAGGUCACCAGCACAAAAGGGAUUGUCACUUAAGGAAGUUCGAGAAAUGGAUUAUCUUUCCAAGGUGAUUGAUGAAACACUUCGUUUGAUCACAUUCUCGCUUACUGUUUUCCGAGAAGCAAAAACAGAUUUCAGUAUAAACGGAUACAUCAUUCCAAAGGGUUGGAAAGUUCUGGUUUGGUUCAGGACAGUUCAUUUGGAUCCAGAAAUCUAUCAAAAUCCAAAGGAAUUUAAUCCUUCAAGAUGGGAUAAUUACACCCCCAAAGCAGGGACUUUCCUUCCUUUUGGAGCUGGAAGCAGGCUGUGCCCUGGAAAUGAUCUUGCCAAGCUUGAAAUAUCUAUUUUUCUGCAUUAUUUUCUUCUUGAUUAUAGGCUCGAACGUGAAAAUCCUGAAUGUCGUUGGAUGUUCCUCCCUCAUACAAGACCAACAGACAACUGUGUGGCUAGAAUCAAGAGAGUGUCAUCCACAUCUGUAUAAGAAGCAAGAGAAAGGGCAUGCAUUUGUAGGUGCUAUGAGAAAAUAAUAAUAAUAAUAAUAAACUUUUAGAAUUUUGGUUCAUUAGCUGGAUACGUUGUUAGAAGUAGAUAAGCCUUUUUUGUGCUCCUUCAUUCCAUGCAUAUAUAUCAAGAAAGUUUCCCUCGUA
Messenger RNA from Populus nigra (black poplar), 2377 nucleotides. Its product is annotated as ent-kaurenoic acid oxidase 1-like. The record is from RefSeq and is a predicted model, not a curated record. The coding region runs from base 994 to 2211 and encodes 405 amino acids. Gene Ontology annotation, cellular component: endoplasmic reticulum. Gene Ontology annotation, molecular function: iron ion binding; ent-kaurenoic acid monooxygenase activity; heme binding. The transcript has 8 exons. Lineage: Eukaryota; Viridiplantae; Streptophyta; Magnoliopsida; Malpighiales; Salicaceae. Gene Ontology annotation, biological process: sterol metabolic process; brassinosteroid biosynthetic process; brassinosteroid homeostasis.